Molecule: messenger RNA, 713 nt
Organism: Paralichthys olivaceus (Japanese flounder)
Lineage: Eukaryota; Metazoa; Chordata; Actinopteri; Pleuronectiformes; Paralichthyidae
Source: RefSeq, a predicted model, not a curated record
GUGUGGUUGUGGGAGAGGACGACUGGACAGCUGACCCCGAGAGGAAGAAGCCGGUGAAGGGCGGCAGCCGCCUGUUCAUCGGCGCCGCCAUCGAUGGGAAGUCGGAGUACUUCCCUACGCUGUCCAGCAGGAAGCUGGUGGCGGACGAGGAGAGCGUCAACAUGUUCUCGCUGGUCUACCAGGACGAGUUUGUGUCGUCGCAGAUUAAGAUCCCGUCAGACACGCUGUCCCUCUACCCGGCCUUCGACAUCUACUACGUCUACGGCUUCUCCAGCCGCACGUACGUCUACUUCCUGACGCUGCAGCUGGACACGCAGCUGACGCAGAUGGACGCUGGCGGAGAGAAGUUCUUCACCUCUAAGAUCGUCCGAAUGUGUUCUAACGACACUGAGUUCUACUCAUAUGUGGAGUUUCCUCUGGGCUGCACCAAGGACGGCGUCGAGUACCGACUGGUCCAGGCCGCUUACAAGCAGAAACCGGGGCGGCGGCUCGCCCAGGCACUCGGCCUGUCGGAGGACGACGACGUCCUGUUUGUUGUCUUUUCUCAGGGUCAGAAGAAUCGCUCCAACCCGCCCAGAGAGACCGUCCUCUGCCUGUUCACCCUCCAUAACAUCAACCUGGCCAUGAGGGAGAGGAUCCGCUCCUGUUACCGCGGAGAGGGACGCCUCUCGUUACCAUGGUUACUCAACAAGGAGCUGCCCUGCAUCCACACG